Molecule: messenger RNA, 2952 nt
Organism: Clonostachys rhizophaga
Lineage: Eukaryota; Fungi; Ascomycota; Sordariomycetes; Hypocreales; Bionectriaceae
Source: the annotation of a GenBank genome assembly
AUGACGAGCCUUAAAAGAUCUGUUGACAGCGAUGUUUUCGCGUCAAAUAUUUCCAACAAGACCUACGUGCGGUCAACCCGAAGCGGCAAGGUCCAGAAAAUUGUGAGAGAAGUCUAUCUCAGAACCGAUAUCCCAUGCUCCUCCAAACUCUGCAAGGCUUGUCUUGCGGACGCGCCUAGGAAUGCCGCCCAAGAAGCCCAGCCUUUCGUGCUCUCAGAGAAGCCAGCCGGGACCAAGGCUUUCCCACAGGGACACUACUUGGUGCCGGACACAAACGCUGUUCUCAACGCAAUGGAUCUUUUUGAACAGACGUCUGCAUUUUACGAUGUAAUCAUUCUACAGACUGUCCUGGAAGAGCUGCGCAACAGGUCUCUACCUCUAUACAACCGGCUUGUAGGUUUGACCAAGAGCGAGGACAAGCGAUUCUACGUCUUCUUCAACGAUUUUCGGCAAGAAACCUAUGUUCAGCGGGGCCAGAAUGAGACCGUCAACGAUCGCAACGAUCGCGCUGUUCGCAAGGCUGUCAAGUGGUACGCUGAGCAUCUGGCUCAAACAAAGGCCAAGUCGAUACCUGCUGUCGUGAUGCUCAGCAACGACAAGGAGAACCUUCUCAAGGCCAAGGAGGACGGACUAAACGGAUCGACUCUACGCGAGUACGUCAGCACAUUGGAGGAUGGCGAUCGUCUCCUGGACAUGGUUGCCGAGGUCGAGAGCUCAGGGGGUUUCCAGAAGCAGGGCCAGAUGCUGUACCCCGAGUACUUUUCCGUGUCCAAGAUGAUGACGGGAGUCAAGGCCGGGUUGAUGCAUCAAGGCAUAUUCAACGUUUCUCCAUACAACUACUUGGAGGGCUCCAUCAAAGUUCCUGCAUUCCCAAAGCCUUUACUGAUUCUUGGCCGCGAGAAUAUCAACCGAGCUAUCGACGGCGAUGUUGUUGUCGUCGAGGUCCUCCCACAAGACCAGUGGAAAGAGCCCUCGACCAAGAUUAUUGAGGAGGAAGCUAUCACAAAGAAUGAAAACGCCGAUGCGGAGGGUGGCCAAGACUUGGUGUCAGAAAAGGAGCGGAAGGCUCUCCAGGAGGAGGUCAAGAAGACACAGAAGGGCUCCUCUGAAGGUCGACCACAGCCAACAGCCAAGGUCGUUGGUGUGGUAAAGCGCAACUGGCGCCAGUAUGUUGGACACAUUGACCCCUCUUCGGCAAGCAGGGCAACAACUCAGGGACGAAAGCAAGACAACGUAUUCCUCAUCCCAAUGGACAAGAAGAUUCCCAAGAUCCGGCUACGUACACGCCAGACCUCAGAGUUGCUUGGGAAACGGCUGCUUGUCACCAUCGACGCGUGGGAGAGAGAUUCAAGACACCCUGUCGGCCACUUCGUCCGCUCCUUGGGAGAACUGGAGACCAAGGCUGCCGAAACCGAAGCCCUUUUGCUGGAAUGGGAUGUCCAAUAUCGACCGUUCCCCAAGACAGUUCUUGACUGUCUGCCCAAGGAAGGCCACGACUGGAAGGUGCCAGUCAGCAACGAAGACCCAGGUUGGAGAGACCGUGAGGAUCUCCGUGAUCUUCUCAUCUGCAGUAUCGAUCCUGUUGGAUGUCAGGAUAUUGACGACGCGUUGCAUGCACGGAAGCUUCCGAAUGGAAACUUCCAAGUUGGUGUUCACAUUGCUGAUGUCUCCAACUUUGUGAAGCCGGCCAAUGCCAUGGACACUGAAGCAAGCAUCCGAGGCACAACAGUUUACCUUGUUGACAAGCGUAUCGACAUGCUUCCCCCGCUGCUCGGAACAGAUCUUUGCUCGCUCAAGCCUUACGUCGAACGGUAUGCCUUCUCCGUUCUCUGGGAACUCAACGAGAACGCCGACAUUGUUAAUGUUCGAUUUACCAAAUCUGUCAUCAAGUCCCGCGAGGCAUUCAGCUACGAGGAAGCACAAAUAAGAAUAGAUGAUGAAUCGCAGCAGGAUGACCUCACCAAGGGCAUGAGGAUGCUGCUCAUGCUCUCCAAGAAGCUCAAGCAGAAGCGCAUGGACGCCGGCGCACUCAGCCUGUCGUCCCCCGAAGUCAAGGUCCAGACCGAAUCCGAGACCUCGGACCCCAUCGACGUCAAGACAAAGCAGCUCCUCGACACAAACUCCCUGGUCGAGGAGUUCAUGCUGUUCGCCAACAUCAGCGUCGCCGCCAAGAUCUACGAGGCGUUCCCCCAGACCGCCAUCCUGCGCCGCCACGGCGCCCCGCCAAAGACAAACUUCGACGAGCUCUCGGAGCAGCUCCGCAUCAAGUGCGGCAUGGAGCUCCGCACCGACUCGAGCAAGGCCCUCGCCGACUCCCUGGACCAGUGCGUCAAGCCGGGCGAGCCCUUCUUCAACACCCUCGUGCGCAUCAUGGCCACCCGCUGCAUGAUGAGCGCCGAGUACUUUUGCUCGGGGACCCAGGCGUACCCCGAGUUCCGCCACUACGGCCUGGCCUCGGAGAUCUACACCCACUUCACCUCCCCCAUCCGCCGCUACGCCGACCUCCUCGCCCACCGCCAGCUCGCCGCCGCCAUCGACUACGAGGCCGUGCACCCGUCCGUCCGGAGCCGCGGCCGCCUCGAGGCCGUCUGCAAGAACAUCAACGUCCGCCACCGCAACGCGCAGAUGGCCGGCCGCGCCUCCAUCGCGUACUACGUCGGCCAGGCCCUCAAGGGCAAGGUCGCCGAGGAGGAGGCCUUCGUCAUGAAGAUCUUCAGCAACGGCUUCGUCGUGCUGGUGCCGCGGUUCGGCAUCGAGGGGCUCAUCAGGCUGAGGGACCUGGCCGAGCCCGAGCCCGAGAGCGACUUUGACGCCGAGUCGUACACGCUGACCACGUCGGGGAGCAGGGAGGUCAAGGUCGAGCUGUUCCAAAAGGUCAAAGUUAGAGUCCACGACCACAAGGAUGAGGCGACAGGAAAGAGAGGUGUGAAGAUGGAGUUGAUUAGCGCAUAA